CAGAGGAGUCCUCCCCUCUGGAGAGAGGUAGCCGAGCAAAGGGACACAAAAAAAAAGAAAAAAAAUAGAAAAAAAAGCAGUGCAAAGAAGAGGAAAAAUGUUGCACUCAAAGGCGACCGCCGCACUGAUGAGGCUCAAGGAGAUGGACAGGAAGUACAAUAUUAAACGUAACGAGGACAAACGGGGCCGAGGCUACGUCAGCAGCGAGACGUCCCUCGAAGGUACGCCCAGGGAUCGUUGGGACGACCCCAGAAGUUCCAGUGACGAUAAACCUGAAGUUGUUCCAACUUUCGAUGACGCUGAAAGUGAUGGCAGGUCUAAGGUGUCUACUAAAUCCAAGAUCCACAUAACGGUCCCAAGCCUCUGCACAAAAGAUGAUAAUCCUUCGAUUUCCAAGAGUAGCUCCAAGAAGAAGUCCACACAAGAAUCUCCUAAAAAUAGUCUCAAGUCCCUAGAGGAGGACACAGAUGUCUCUGUACACGAAGGGAGUGUCUCAAUCAGCAAGGAGUCCUCCAGAGUGUCUUCCUUGAACAGGACCACUACCAAAUUCAAGACCAGGAAUGAAAUGAACACAGCAGGAUCUGUGAUACGUAAGAUCACCGCUAAAUCUUCAGAAGACACAAUUCUCUCCGAAGCUUCAGCAGCUUCUGAAAUCAUUUCUGAGAUGAUCAAGUCAGCAGAAGAAUCUUUGACCGUGAAGAGUGAUGGAAAAGUAAAUGUGCUGAAGGAGAGGAUCAGUGUCCACGAGCCAGAGGCUGAUGGGGAUGAGGGGACGAUAGACGAAGUGAUCAGGAUAAGUGCGGAGGGGAGCGAAAUCGUCUCUGAAAUAGUGAACAGAAGUAGAGGUGUCCCCAAUGCUUCCUCCAGAGAGGAGCAAAGGGUCCAGUACGAAAGUGACACCUUCGAGGAGGCAUCCAUAUCCACAGCUUCCUCCAGUUUCACAGAGCAACGGUCGAAGAAGACGUUCCAAGAGGAGAUACGUGAGGACACUGUCAGGUCUGGGGUGAAGCAGAUUAUGAUCACUCCUCACAAACAAAUCAGGUGUAGUCAGAAAAUCACAGUUGACGAAAGGGACAAGAAGAUCGUAGAGCUGGUUCCACCGAAGAUAGUGCAGAGCACAAGCGAGUGCGAUAUCGGCUUGGACGAGGAGCUAUCGAAUUACGUGAAGACGACUGAGAACGUCGAUGAACUGGCGCCGAUCAGCCUGUUAAAGUUAUCAAAGCAAACAACGCCAGUGAAGAAACAGAGGCGGAACAAGAGGCACCGGAAGUCCAACGAAAAUACUGAGGGUUCCCAAGAGAGGACAGAAUCCUCUGAGACGUCUGAUCACGAGCGAUUAACGAGGAACAAGGAAAACAAAAAUGAGGACCAUCGACCCAGUGAAAAUAUCUUUACUACGAGAACCGUGGACCAGAGGAAAGAAGCUGAAGGCCUGAAAGAAAGUGAUGAAAAUCCAUUAGAAGAGAUAGAAAAUGGGAUCGAGGACACAGAGGCACAAAACCAGGCAGAAAACGAAGAAGCAGAGAGCAUACCCAGCGAGAAGCUGCUGAGGGAGACUCCUAAAACGUCAGACGUCACCUGGAGACUGAGGAAAUUGAACAGGGACGCGAUAGACGCUAUUGCUGGGCGAUAUAGGAUCCGCAGGCCAAAGGAGACUCAGAACAAAUCGAAAUCCAAACAGUGCAGGAAAUGCGGGACUGUAGUGAAGCUUCCGUCCGCUGAGUAUGAAGCAUCUGACAGGGAUGAUAGUAGAACUGGGUCCUACGAAAAUCUUGGGGACACCAAUCAGGAUCAUAGGAAGAAGAGGAACAAGCCGAAGAGGUCCUCCAAAUCGUCGAAAGCGAGGAAGUCGUCGAAUCGUUCGAAAAUCGAGGAGAAGCAAUCGCGAUUCGACUGUAGACAGGCUCACAGGAUCAGGAAGCAAGCUGCGGCGCUCAGACUGCAACAGGAAAGGGAGGACAUCAGAAAUUAUUUAUUGGAGAUGGAACAUACCCGAUUGGAAUACGGGAUCGGUGACUUGGCUACCAACUCCAAGCUUGCUCCUUUCAAACCACUCGAGUUCCCGAAGAUUGCGGCCUUCGUUAAAUUAGACUCGACGAAUGUGAAUUUGAAACCGAACGACGAGGUUGCCACGAUUCAGGAGAGGAUUGUGUCAAUAAGGCAGUGGCUGAAGGACCAGUACGUUCUUUAUAGGGAUUACAGCAGUCUGGCGCAAACGAUGAAUGUUAAAUACAUUCCUGCCAGUCUUGAGGACGCUAAAAGGACGAUCCGGCAGCUACAGAAAGCGACGAUUAAAGCCAGGUGA
Dufourea novaeangliae is the source of this 2305-nucleotide messenger RNA. RefSeq lists its product as uncharacterized. The transcript has 7 exons. NCBI's taxonomy places the organism in Eukaryota, Metazoa, Arthropoda, Insecta, Hymenoptera, Halictidae. The record is from RefSeq and is a predicted model, not a curated record. Bases 98 to 2305 code for a protein of 735 amino acids.